Molecule: messenger RNA, 480 nt
Organism: Owenia fusiformis
Lineage: Eukaryota; Metazoa; Annelida; Polychaeta; Sabellida; Oweniidae
Source: the annotation of a GenBank genome assembly
UUUGGGACGAUGUGGGAUUUUCCGGACGACCCAGAUGUCCAGCGUCUCUCUGCAGAGAUAUAUGACAAAGGUGGCGUUGUGAGCGCCGUUUGUCACGGUCCUGUUGCGUUAAUUAACGUGCGUCUAAAGGACGGAAGUUAUCUGGUAAAGGGUAAAGGGAUUGCCGCAUUCUGUAACGAAGAAGAAGAUGCAGCAAGCGUCCGAGACAUCGUCCCUUACACAGUUGAAGAUAAACUUAUCGAAAGGGGAGCCAAGUACACCAAAGCAGGGGUCUUUCAGUCACAUGUUGUAGCAGAUGGGCGCCUCGUAACUGGUCAAAACCCACCGAGCGCUAAGGAUACGGGAGAGGCCAUUGUGAAGGCACUAUCAUAGUAUGAUAUUAUAUAGUCGGGAUCAGACAAUUAAUAGCAACUCACAGUAUCUACAUUACUUACCGAUAGUAUCUGCAUAUAUUUGAAUGAUAAGAUUGAAUAUGUAAAU